Messenger RNA from Talaromyces proteolyticus, 904 nucleotides. RefSeq names its product alkaline serine protease. NCBI's taxonomy places the organism in Eukaryota, Fungi, Ascomycota, Eurotiomycetes, Eurotiales, Trichocomaceae. Gene Ontology annotation, molecular function: structural constituent of ribosome; large ribosomal subunit rRNA binding. The coding region runs from base 106 to 525 and encodes 139 amino acids. The transcript has 5 exons. Gene Ontology annotation, cellular component: ribosome; cytosolic large ribosomal subunit. Gene Ontology annotation, biological process: translation. The record is from RefSeq and is a predicted model, not a curated record.
GGAAAUUCUGACCCGCAGUGAGAAGAACUUCGACGCCGUCGACCAGUCCUCUCCCAUUUCCUCAGUCACCACAAUUACAGCCAGUCUACGUGACAUACCGCCAAAAUGUCGAACAGAGGUCGUGGUGCCGCCGGCAACAAGCUUAAGAUGACUCUCGGUCUGCCAGUCGGCGCCGUGAUGAACUGCUGCGACAACUCCGGUGCCCGUAACUUGUACAUCAUUUCCGUCACCGGUGCUGGUGCCCGUCUCAACCGUCUCCCCGCUGCCGGUGUUGGUGACAUGGUCAUGGCCACUGUCAAGAAGGGAAAGCCCGAGCUGCGAAAGAAGGUCAUGCCCGCUGUUGUUGUCCGUCAGAGCAAGCCGUGGCGACGACCUGACGGUAUCUUCCUUUACUUUGAGGACAAUGCUGGUGUGAUCGUCAAUGCCAAGGGUGAAAUGAAGGGUUCCGCCAUUACUGGUCCAGUUGGAAAGGAGGCUGCUGAGCUCUGGCCUCGUAUUGCUUCCAACUCUGGUGUCGUCAUGUAAUAAAGAGAAUAGGAAUAGAAACGAAGAUUUGCGAUACCAGUCUGCUGGCAUUACGGGACUCAUGCUUGGCGACCUCGACUUUUUAUAUUUCCGUUGUUUAAAAGGAACUUUUUUUCUCUCUGGACCUGGGGAAAAGCAUGUCAUGAAAUGGGCGUUUUAAUGCACUCGUGUUUGUGCUCACGCUUACGGUGUAUGAAGAUAAUUCACCAAUAUCGCGGUAGUUUUCUUUCUCCUGAAGUCGUUCUAGAAAGACAUCGAUACGGGAGAGGGAAGCGCCUCACUCAAUAAAAACCAAAAUAUGGCGAGAUGUUUUCCGAAGUAGCAGACUACAUAUAAAAAGCGUAACCUUUCACCAAUCAAAUAUACGGUUAUAUAUUCA